Molecule: messenger RNA, 1206 nt
Organism: Selaginella moellendorffii
Lineage: Eukaryota; Viridiplantae; Streptophyta; Lycopodiopsida; Selaginellales; Selaginellaceae
Product: autophagy-related protein 18b
Exons: 11
Coding region: 28-1131 (367 amino acids)
Biological process (GO): protein localization to phagophore assembly site; protein lipidation; autophagy of mitochondrion
Cellular component (GO): phagophore assembly site membrane; cytosol; extrinsic component of membrane
Molecular function (GO): protein binding; phosphatidylinositol-3,5-bisphosphate binding; phosphatidylinositol-3-phosphate binding
Source: RefSeq, a predicted model, not a curated record
CCUUUUUUAGGGGCUUAGGGCUUGGCUAUGGCGGACGAUCGCGCGCUCUUGUGCUGCUCCUUCAACCAAGAUCGCAGCUGCUUCUCUGUUGGAACCAGCGAAGGAUACAAGAUUUUCAAUUGCGACACUUGUAGUUGCGUCUACGAGAAACUCGAUGGAGCUGUGAAUCUCAUCGAGAUGUUUUUCACGACGAGUCUCUUGGCUUUGGUUGGAGCUGGCAAACAGCCUGAGCUAUCGCCUCGAAGGCUCUUUAUUUUAAACACAGCAACGCAAGUGAAGCGUGCAGUGGAUUUCGUUUCAUCGGUUCUGGCCGUGCGUUGGAACAAGAAACGGAUAGUUAUUGUUUUGGAUAGGAAGGUCCACAUUAACGAGCUUCCUCACUUGAAUUGCCUCCAGAUCCUUGACACUGCUGAAAACAGGAAAGGCGUCUGUGCGUUUUCUUCCAACACAGAGAAUUGCUACCUUGCAUUACCAGCGAGCUCUACAACAGGGACGGUGUUUGUGUAUGACACUCUACACUUGAACGCAUUGGGCGAAUUUCAAGCUCACAAAUCGCCCCUGGCUGCCAUGGCAUUCACCCCAGACGGUUUGCUCCUCGCAACAGCAUCAGAUCAUGGGACAGUAAUUCGUGUCCAUGUUAUUCCGCAAGCAAGCAAGGCAUUUACCUUUCGAAGAGGGAGCUACGCAGCUACGAUAUAUUCAUUGUCGUUUGGGCCGCAGUCUCUGUCUCCCCAGUUGCUGGCUGCCACGAGCUCAUCAGGAACGCUACAUGUUUUCAGGCUUUGCUCGCCUCCUGCAAGACAAGGAACGAAUAAGAGGGUCUCGGAUCUUCUGGCGGCAGUGAUCCCAGAAACUGUAAGCGACAUUGUGGAACCGGAUCUUCAUUUUGCCACUGUGAGGCACGGCUUCAGUCCAGGAGUUAAAAGUAUUUGUGCAAUAGCAGCACCACUAGAGGAAGAGUUACCAUCUUCUUCAUCAGCAGACAGGGCACGAAUCUUUGUGGUUACUUUGAAUGGGUUUUUCAAUGAAUAUCAGGUGAGUAGCACUCCAAAUGGAGGAGUGUGUUCCUUGGAGCGUGAGUGUAGCCUCAUGACAACUGGCUCUGAUCAGAUAUCUGCACGCUUUGUCUGAAUGUGAGAAUGUUCUAUUCUUUACACAUGUACAAUGUUAUGCUCAUUAAAUUAAAAAUUGUUAAUUGCUUUACUA